AUGGACAUCGUGAUUGUUAGAUUGGAUGUCCCUGCAGAGAAGAACCUUCGUCGACCGGAGGACCUUAUACUCCCCAGUCUACCUCAUCCCGACCUCCCUCCUAUCGUCCUGCUACUUCCGAUAUCCCUCACCGAACUCGAAGUGUCGCAGUCAGACCCGCGACCGCAUCUCAGUUCCUCUCGCAACAUCACCAUCAAUCGCAAAACUAUUAUUCUCAUUCCCACACCAACCCGUCGAGAUUACGAGGCUUCCAGAGCGGUCCAGCCGAUCUCCGCCCGUCGGAGUAGUUCCAGGGAGCGUUCCCAGGAACGCCCGUCAACAUCAUACCGCCCCGAUUCAUCUCCAAAUAAACACCACCGGAACCUUUCCGUUCAAGGCCAUCAGCGGAACAGUAUCGACAUGACGGCUGCUGCGCCCGUUGUGACCGAGGCUGCUGCGCCUCCCCCACAGGCUGCCCCGGGGUCACGAUUGCAUCCUAUGAACUCGGUGCAAUCGAAGCGACGUACAAUGAUCACAACUCCGUCGGGCCAGUGGACACUGGGCAAGACAUUGGGCGCAGGGAGUAUGGGCAAGGUCAAGGUGGGGAAAAACGUAGAGACCGGAGAACAGGUCGCCGUCAAGAUUGUCCCCAGGCAAUCAACAGAGGAACAUCGCAGCUCACGCGAGGCGGAGAGAGCCGAUCGUUCGAAGGAAAUCCGAACUGCUCGCGAAGCAGCUAUUGUCAGCCUGGUUAACCAUCCAUAUAUAUGUGGCAUGCGAGAUGUGGUGCGGACCAAUUAUCACUGGUACAUGCUGUUCGAGCUCGUCAACGGCGGUCAGAUGCUGGACUACAUCAUCUCCCACGGGAAAUUGAAGGAGAAACAGGCCAGGAAAUUCGCCCGUCAGAUCGCCAGUGCAUUAGACUAUUGCCAUCGCAAUAGCAUUGUGCAUCGUGAUCUGAAGAUUGAGAACAUCCUGAUCAGCAAGACUGGCGAUAUCAAGAUUAUCGAUUUUGGUCUCAGCAACUUGUUCUCCCCGAGGAGUCUCUUGAAGACCUUCUGCGGCAGUCUCUAUUUCGCUGCUCCAGAAUUGCUACAGGCGAGACAGUAUACCGGACCAGAGGUGGAUGUGUGGAGCUUUGGAAUCGUUCUCUACGUUUUGGUCUGCGGAAAAGUGCCCUUCGACGACCAAAGUAUGCCAAAGCUACAUGCAAAGAUCAAACAGGGCGUGUUUGAGUACCCCCCGGGGCUUACGACAGAGUGCCGCCACAUAAUCUCGCGCAUGUUGGUCACGGACCCGAAGCAGCGCGCAAGCUUGGCAGAGAUCAUGAGCCACCCAUGGAUGAACAAGGGGUUCAAUACGGUGCCUGACAACAACCUUCCCCACCGGGAGCCAUUGAAAUUGCCAUUGGAUCCAGAGGUCAUUGAGAAGAUGACGGGGUUUGAUUUUGGGCCUCCGGAAUACAUCAUAGCCCAACUUACAAAAAUCAUUGAAUCGGAGGAUUAUCAACAUGCUGUGAGGGCCAGCAUUCGUGAACAACCUCCCGCUAGCCAUGGCGAGAAGAAGCGUGGCAUGUUUGACUUCUACAAACGGCGCAACUCGGCCAGCAGAGAUACUCUGUCGGCACCAUCUGCGGAGGCUGUCCAACUGGGAACCGACCCUAUAAAUGCCUAUAGCCCUUUGCUAUCCAUUUAUUACCUUGUUAAGGAGAAAUUAGAUAAAGAGAAAGCCGAAACCAACCCUGGGGCUCUGGGUGGUCCGCAGUCGGCUGGAGAUGCUGUGGUUCAGAUGCCAGAUCUACCCGCCCCAGAAGCGGCACACACCAACCAAUACCACGUACCGGGAGAAAAGGACACUGGAAGAAGGUCUCGCCCUCGAGCAAGAACUCACGGAGAUGAUGAAAUUGCCGAUGGGGUCAAAAAUCUUAACCUUGCGGCCGGACAAGUAUCCCCAGCUCCUCCUACAUCACAGCUCGAGACCCCGGCAAAGAAAGAAAGCACUGCGGUAGGCAUUUUGAGACGGUUCAGCACCCGAAGAAACAAGGAGCGAAGCCGCGAUCCGGAACGGGGAAGAUUGGGCAGCCCUCAUGCACCGUCGCUGCACGUCCAGCCACCUGCCGACUCAGCAUCUCCAUUAUCCAGGGGAUUCAGCAUGAGGAGAAGCAGACGUGCCGACCCAUCGCCGACGGCUAUCCCGUCUGCAGGCAGCCAGCCGCAUCAAGAUCUACUCACACCAGGAUCGGCCGAGCCGGCCGCACGAUCUAACAAGUUCUUGGAGCGAUCGACAAGCGUUAAUUCGGCUGACUAUCGCUCUCGAAGAGCGGCCCGUUUGAUUGACCCCGACACACUAGGUCAGCCACCUCAGACCAGUGGGUCUGACUAUAGCGCGAACGUGCAGAAAGAUCAAACUCCCUCGAAGGAGCCGAGAUCGACAGGUCGCACUCAUACCUCCCGAACUAUGUCACUUGGUCAUGCUCGUCGUGAGAGUAUACAAGCACGAAGGGCCCGGCGGGAUGCUGCAAGGGAGGCCAAUGUCCCCGAGGAGACCGAUGCGGAUAACUCAGGGCGAGGGACUGCACUGGAGAGCGCGAAUGAAGGUGAAGAUUUGUCCAAGCCAGUCUACUUGAAGGGGCUUUUCAGCGUGUCAACGACCAGCAGCAAGCCUCUACCCGUCAUCCGCGCCGAUAUCAUCCGGGUGCUCAAGCAGCUUUCUGUGGAAUAUGUUGAAAUUAAGGGAGGGUUUAGCUGUCGCCAUGCACCAAGUAUUGACCUGGGGAGAGUAAUCGAUGUUGGCCCUCCUAGCCCUGACCGGCAAGGCAAUGUCUCCAACCAUCGCCGGCGAAUUAGUUUUGGCGGACUUCUGAACCACGACGACGGCAAGGAGGAUACUCGUCACACACCCAGAACUACGCGUCGGACCCGUGCUCCACCAGAUCGCAGUUUCGUGACCAACUCGGACGCCUCCGACGAAUAUGUCGGUCCUCGAGACAACAACAACGUGGGUGUGGGAGAACGUGUGGUGGGAGAGACCACCACGCACGUUCAGAGCGACACUGGGGAGAAUCUAAUUCUCCGGUUUGAAAUCCUCAUUGUGAAGGUGCCCCUUUUCUCUUUACACGGUAUUCAGUUUAAGAAAGUUGCCGGAGGCAUGUGGCAAUACCGAGAGAUGGCGAAGAAAAUCCUGGAUGCCCUGAGACUCUGA
Molecule: messenger RNA, 3180 nt
Organism: Aspergillus tanneri
Lineage: Eukaryota; Fungi; Ascomycota; Eurotiomycetes; Eurotiales; Aspergillaceae
Gene: kin1
Product: putative serine/threonine protein kinase Kin1
Exons: 6
Coding region: 1-3180 (1059 amino acids)
Biological process (GO): microtubule cytoskeleton organization; intracellular signal transduction; protein phosphorylation
Cellular component (GO): cytoplasm
Molecular function (GO): tau-protein kinase activity; ATP binding; protein serine/threonine kinase activity
Source: RefSeq, a predicted model, not a curated record